Messenger RNA from Pongo pygmaeus (Bornean orangutan), 267 nucleotides. Its product is annotated as putative ribosomal protein eL43-like. The annotation marks the transcript as partial. The transcript has a single exon. Gene Ontology annotation, biological process: translation. The record is from RefSeq and is a predicted model, not a curated record. Gene Ontology annotation, cellular component: ribosome; cytosolic large ribosomal subunit. Gene Ontology annotation, molecular function: large ribosomal subunit rRNA binding; structural constituent of ribosome. NCBI's taxonomy places the organism in Eukaryota, Metazoa, Chordata, Mammalia, Primates, Hominidae.
AAAAGGAAAGUCGGAAUAGUCGGUAAAUACAGGACCCACCAUGGGGCUUCCCUCUGGAAAAUGGUGAAGGAAAUUGAAAUCAGCCAGCACGCCAAGUACACUUGCUCUUUCUGUGGCAAAACCAAGAUGAAGAGACGAGCUGUGAAAAUCAGGCACUGUAAUUCCUGCAUGAAGACAGUGGCUGGCAGUGCCUGGACCUACAACACCACUUCGGCUGUCAUGGUAAAGUCUGCCAUCAGAAGACUGAAGGAAUUGAAAGACCAGUAG